This is a messenger RNA of Paralichthys olivaceus (Japanese flounder), 3030 nucleotides long. RefSeq names its product misato mitochondrial distribution and morphology regulator 1 (gene msto1). Gene Ontology annotation, biological process: mitochondrion organization. Gene Ontology annotation, cellular component: mitochondrion; cytoplasm. The record is from RefSeq and is a predicted model, not a curated record. NCBI's taxonomy places the organism in Eukaryota, Metazoa, Chordata, Actinopteri, Pleuronectiformes, Paralichthyidae.
GGUCUCCGAACAUGUCCGCUGCAGCCGCUCUGUCUUCUGACCCGGUUCGUUGAGGAGCGUCACGAUGAGCGGCCCCUGCAGGGAAGUGGUCACCCUUCAGCUCGGACACUAUUCAAACUUCGUGGGGACGCACUGGUGGAACUUACAGGAUGCCUCUUUGUCUUACGGCCCAGAGGAGCCACUGGGAGAGAUCCAGAGCGAUGUCGUGUUUCGUGAAGGCCAGACUCGGGGCGCACAUGUCACCUACACUCCUCGCCUCAUCGCCAUGGACCUCAAGGGAAGUCUGCGGACGCUGCGGCAGGAGGGAAGUCUGUACGAUGCAGGCAAAGACAUGACAGCUGUCACGUGGGAAGGAAGUCUCCUGAUGCAUGAAGAAAGUCCCCCAGCAAAGAACUCCUUUCUUGAAGAUCUGGAAAAGUUGGAUAAAGGAGAGAUACUCACCAAGGCUGAUUUCUCCUCCAGCUCAAAGCACUCAGCAGCUGGUUCUCUGAGUGUGGAUACAGUGAACAGUCGACUGGCUCAAGUCCAAAAGGCCUACAGGCUGGAGGGCAACGUGAAGGUUUGGUCUGACUUCCUCAGGAUCCACCUGCAUCCUCGCACCAUCUCUGUCAUCCAUCAGUACAACCACGACGGUGAGGCUAAUCGGCUGGAGGCCUUCGGUCAGGGAGAAGCUCUCCUGCAGGGGUCGGUGCUCGAGGAGCUGGAGGACAAACUGCACUUCUUUGUAGAGGAGUGUGAUUACCUUCAGGGCUUCCAGGUGUUAUGUGACAUGGCCGAUGGGUUUGCAGGGCUGGGGUCAAAGGUCACGGAGAUGCUACAGGACUCUUACGGCGGGAGAGGCAUCCUAACCUGGGGCAUGGCACCCGUCAGUCACCCAAACUCAACUCCGAUGAAAGACAUCUACCACCUGCUGAACUGCACAUUAGCGACGGUCGAACUGGCCAAUCACAGCUCUUUCUUCUGCCCGUUGACUCUCCGCGGUGGACUGGGCAGACGUCCCUCCUCUCCCACAACCUUCCCUCACCUCAAUUAUGAUCCGUCACUGUGGUUCCACUCCAGCGCCGUGUUGGCUCUAGCUUUGGACGCCCUCACUGUUCCCUACAGGCUGAGGAACAACAGCGUCCCCAUGGCGCAGGUGGCAGACACGCUGGCUGUUUCGGGGAGAAAGGUGGUGGCUGCCUACGGUGCCGUCCCCUUUCCCAUGAUGCACGGCAGCUCUCUCCCUGACGCCCUGAGUGCCUGUUCAGAUGCUCUGCCCUGGAAGCCUCUGUCAGCGUGCUCCGAACCAGGCGACAGUCAAUGCUACGGCCAGUGGGCGACGUUCAAAGGCUUUGAGGACCAGAGGCUGAUCAGCUCUCAGGCUCCAGGGACUGAACCUCCCACUCCUCUGCACAGCCUCCACAGCGGAGAAGACGUCCUGUCAUCUUACAUCAGAUCUUUCUAUCCUGCAGCUCCUCUCACUCUGCAGCUGGUGUCGACUCCCAGUAAGUUGACGCCACCAUUCCCUCAGAUUUUCAGCCAGUCCCUGAAUUCUCAAGGCUUCCUGCAGAGCCAUUCCCCUCCGUCUGGCUCGCCAGCGGUUUCAUCGGUACCAAUCUUGACAUCCCUUCAGUCUGGGCCUGCACUGGGCACGUGGCUAUCGGAGCUGCAUCGCGGUGCCAGCUCUUUUGACAUCCGCCGUAUGGCCCCUAGCUUCCUCUCCCAGGGGCCUGAACUGGCUGAUUAUGAGGAGGCCCUGGAGCAGCUGGGUCUGCUGGCCCGAUGUUACAGAGAUAGCAGCGGCGGGGUGACGCGCUCUUCCUCUGAGGAAGAAGACGACGACUGACAUGGACAGUUUUAACAGAUGUUUACAGCCUGCAUGUCCUCACUCAGGCAUGAUGAAGAGGAGCUUCGCUUAUUAAAAGACCAGGACUGAAUCACGUGGUCAGUAUAAGGUUUCUCUUCAAGUUGAAAUAGAUCAAAUUAAACUGCAGAUGAGGGAAUAUUUUGUUUGACUUCCAAAAAGAGGCACAUGUGUAGAAUUGAAUGAGGUUGGAGAUGAUGGAUGUAGCGUCAUGAGAAUGUCAGCACGGUUCUUCAAUGUUUGUGUAAUGAAAUGCAUUUUAUACUUAAUGUACACUAUAAAAUUACUGUAUUUACAUGAACAGAUGAAGUUUUCUUAUGAGAAACUUCUCAGCUUACAGCCAAGAGUGACCUGGACACAAAAUCCCAAUUAUGUGAAGCUAAAGUCACAAAGGCUUUUUUUUUUUUUUUUUCAAGGAAUAUCACUUUUGAAUUCAUGUAGUUGAAGGUUGCUUUAGCCAACAGAUGUUUAACUAAUUAGUCUCAUGGUUUGUAUUUAUGUAGCACUUUUCUAGUCUUGAUGACCACUCGAAGUGCUUUACAGUACACGUCACUCACACAUUCAUACAGUGCAUCUAUUAGCAGCACUUUUUUCUGGCCUCUGAGGGUUAAAUUCCGGGUUCAUCAUUUUGCCCUGUCGGCGUGCAGGUGGGAAGACUGGGGAUCGAACUGCCCACCAGUAGAUCACACACAGUGUCUUAUGAAUGAUUUUCGAGGGAUUGUUGAAAUGUUAUAAAUAUACCCGAGGGGCGGUCUGAGCUACAGUUUCUCACAUGGAUCCAUGAAAAGUAAAUGGGUUCUUCCCCACACCUCCACGAACUUUCAGGAGAGUUGUCUAAGUCGUUUGAGUCAUCCUGCUGACAAAGGCCAACGAAAGCACAGGUAGUAAAUCGGCAGAUAAGGCUGCUGGUGGUGAAACUCACACCAGCUGUAAAAUGUCCUAUGAGGGCAACAGCCUCAACCACCGCAAUUUAAUCAACUAAUAAUUCAUUUUAUGGCUCCACCAGACCAGAGUGUCAGUCUCCAUCCAUUUCUUCUUUGAGACUUGUGACAUAACCGAGACCUUUGGCCACUGAUAUCUAAUCUUUGAGUCCACCACGACCUUGACCACCCAAACGUGAUCAGUUCAUCUGUUUGUUUUUACGAUAUAACGGUGUACCCACAAAUAAACAGUCAAACUGAAUCAAA